This is a messenger RNA of Pestalotiopsis fici W106-1, 291 nucleotides long. Its product is annotated as 26S proteasome complex subunit sem-1. Gene Ontology annotation, cellular component: proteasome regulatory particle, lid subcomplex; proteasome complex. Gene Ontology annotation, biological process: mRNA export from nucleus; double-strand break repair via homologous recombination; proteasome assembly. The record is from RefSeq and is a predicted model, not a curated record. The coding region runs from base 1 to 291 and encodes 96 amino acids. NCBI's taxonomy places the organism in Eukaryota, Fungi, Ascomycota, Sordariomycetes, Amphisphaeriales, Sporocadaceae. The transcript is spliced from 2 exons.
AUGGCUGCCGAAAAGACACAAGCAGAGAAGCCUGAGCAGGCCCAGACCGCGCAAAAGUCGGCCGCCGCUCUGGAAGAGGACGACGAGUUUGAAGACUUCCCUGUCGAAGAUUGGCCCGAGAACGAGACCGAAAAGGCUGCUCAAGCCGCACAAUCCGCUACCGAGGGCGAGGGCAAGGAGGGUGAAAAGUAUCUCUGGGAGAAGUCAUGGGAUGACGACGACACGUCCGACGACUUUAGUGCACAGCUGCGCGAGGAACUGCGCAAGGUUGAUGCCGCCAAGAGGAAAUAA